GGCGGCGCCCCGAGGCCCCGCCCCAAGGUGCAGGCGCCACAGGGCGGGGCGCGGAGUCCCAGUGCGACGCCACGGCCGGUCGGGUCCCCGCAGGACUCGCAGCAGCCGGAGUUUGGGACGCACCGUCGCUAGUGGCGUAGGCAAGUUUCGAGGCCGGGGCCAGGUCCCAGCGGCUGAGGUUCCCCCUCAGCCCUUGAGCUGCCAUGUCCAACCCCACUGCCCCCCCUCCGUAUGAAGACCGCAACCCCCUAUACCCUGGCCCUCCACCCCCAGGGGGCUAUGGGCAGCCAUCUGUGCUGCCAGGUGGGUACCCCGCCUACCCUCCCUACCCACAGCCUGGCUACGGUCACCCUGCUGGCUACCCGCAGCCCAUGCCCCCCGUCCACCCGAUGCCCAUGAAUUAUGGCCCAGGCCAGGGCUAUGAUGGAGAGGAAAGAGCAGUGAGUGACAGCUUUGGGCCUGGAGAGUGGGAUGACCGGAAAGUCCGACAUGCCUUCAUCCGCAAGGUUUACAGCAUCAUCUCCGUGCAGCUGCUCGUCACAGUGGCCAUCAUUGCUGUCUUCACCUUUGUGGAACCUGUCGGCAAGUUCGUGAGGAAAAACGUGGCUGUGUAUUAUGCAUCCUAUGUCGUCUUCCUUGUCACCUACCUGGUCCUUGCCUGCUGCCAGGGGCCCAGACGCCGGUUCCCAUGGAACAUUAUCCUGCUGAGCAUCUUCACUCUGGCCAUGGGCUUCAUGACGGGCACCAUUUCCAGUAUGUACGAAACCAGAGCCGUCAUCAUCGCUGCGAUCAUCACUGCCGUGGUGUCCAUCUCUGUCACCAUCUUCUGCUUUCAGACUAAGGUGGACUUCACCUCAUGUGCAGGCCUCUUUUGUGUCCUGGGAAUUGUACUCAUGGUGACUGGGAUUGUCACUAGCAUUGUGCUGUGCUUCAAAUAUAUUUACUGGCUUCACAUGGUCUACGCUGCUAUUGGGGCCAUUUGUUUCACUCUGUUCCUGGCUUAUGACACACAGCUGGUCCUGGGGAACCGGAAGCACACCAUCAGCCCUGAGGACUACAUCACAGGUGCCCUGCAGAUCUACACAGACAUUGUCUACAUCUUCACCUUUGUGCUGCAGCUGGUGGGGGAUCGCAACUGAGGAGCACCCUGGUUCCACCCACCCUGAGUUCUCCCUUCUCUAGAGGCCUGGGCUUGACACCCCUUUCCUUCCCCUCAAGUAAUAUGCCCAGUUUCCUUUAGUCGUGAGGCCAGGUGGCCUCUACUGCUGGACUGGAGGAGCAGAGAACUCUUGCCAUUGGUGGGCCUGCCGGGGACCAGCCUGAGGGCGUGCCUUCUUCCCUCUGCCCAUGGCAUGGCAUCAAAGUCUUGCAGUGUGGUGUGUGAAAGGAGCCUGGUCUUUAGCUGAAAGGGACUGUGAGUGGCAGAAGUGUGAAGCACUGCCCUUCCCACCUUGUCAUGGGCUUCUAGACUAGGGAACUGGAGCAGUUUCCCUCCUGAACCCAGAGCCACACAGCUUGUGCCCAGUUCGUGGAUUAGGGGGCCAUUAUCCUACAUUCCUUGGGCUUGGCACCUUUCAGCCAGGAAGGUAGAAGAGGUCUCCCCACUUGACCCCCAUUUGUUUCAGUAACACAUGUAUGUUGCUUAUCUGGCUGUGGGUGGGGGAGGAAGAAUGAACACAUAAAGUAUAGGGGCAGAGCAUCUGCCCUGGGCUUGCUGCAGGCUCGGAUGGUACAGAGCAGGCUACUGGAGCCACCUGGUCCAUUCUCCAAAGCUGCCUGUGGUCUGCCUCGGGGCUUCUGAUUGCUGCUCAGAAGCUCUUGCUUUCUCUGCUUAGGUGCUUGGAGCAGAACGUGAAGGGCAACAGUUAAGAAACAGGGUGGUUUGUAGGCUCAUGAGUGUGGUAGGAAGGAGCAAAGCUGAGAUGGGGGUCGGGGCAGAGAAAAAGCCUUAAAGUCUCCCAACUGCUCUGAGAAACUCUGAACUCCAAGAAAACUUCUGUGUCUUUUCCUUCUGGCAGCCUAGGAAGGGCCCUGCACAAGAGGUGACUCUGUCUGAGUCUGUUCUGAACUCAAGGCUGGGGGAUUUUCAGCACCAGCCCUGCCUCUCCAGCCAACCACUGCCUUCUUUGUAAUAUAAAUGCCUCUGCUGGAGUCCGGGAGGGGACAGGGUCAGUGUAUUGGGUGGAAAUUAGGUCAGCCCAAAGUGUAAUUAUGCCUUCUCUACUGACCCUAAAUAUAUCACACAAAGGGACACAGCUAGUAAUAUAAUAAAGUUUUAUGUUUAGAAGUUCAA
Messenger RNA from Cavia porcellus (domestic guinea pig), 2293 nucleotides. It is a transcript of the gene Tmbim1, whose product is annotated as transmembrane BAX inhibitor motif containing 1. Gene Ontology annotation, biological process: negative regulation of apoptotic signaling pathway. The record is from RefSeq and is a predicted model, not a curated record. Lineage: Eukaryota; Metazoa; Chordata; Mammalia; Rodentia; Caviidae. The transcript is spliced from 12 exons. Gene Ontology annotation, cellular component: endoplasmic reticulum; Golgi apparatus. The coding region runs from base 204 to 1139 and encodes 311 amino acids.